This is a messenger RNA of Diuraphis noxia (Russian wheat aphid), 3125 nucleotides long. RefSeq names its product sodium- and chloride-dependent GABA transporter ine-like. Lineage: Eukaryota; Metazoa; Arthropoda; Insecta; Hemiptera; Aphididae. The record is from RefSeq and is a predicted model, not a curated record. Gene Ontology annotation, biological process: nitrogen compound transport; sodium ion transmembrane transport; amino acid import across plasma membrane. Gene Ontology annotation, cellular component: plasma membrane. Gene Ontology annotation, molecular function: amino acid:sodium symporter activity.
UACAUCGCGCCAAUCGUCGUACCUCGCGUUAACAUCGAUCGAUCACCGACAUCAUGAUGAUAUUAUAGACGUUUUUGUUUUGAACGUCAGAUUUUCCGUAUCCAGAAAAAAAUAAGUGCUAUACAAAAUACGAUCGUCCAUAUAAUUAUACACAUAACCYAGGGAGACGUCAUGUCCUCGCGUGCCAGACGAGUGAAUCGAAUCGUGAUAAUCGAAACGGGGGUGCCGACAAUCUAGCCAAUAUUAUAAAUUUAACGACGAAUCGCAAUUAUUUCAUACGAAACCAUCGUCGUGUUCGGUACGAUAUUAUUAUUAWAUCGUACACGUUUAAGUAUAAUACGCAUCUACCGAGAAACAUCGUUACACGAAUACCUAUAUUACUGCCAUGUCUGCCGGGCUCAAACGGAACAUCAACAACAAUGUGGUCGACACCACCGCCGACCGGAAAUGGAGCCCGGAAGUCCAUACGAAAAUAUUCAUACCACCCAUUAGCGUCACGGAACCCCGAGCGAAAUUUGCCAAAGAAACCGGUGUCAAAACUGCUCAACAAGAACCACGACGGAAGUACGUGACGACGGCGGUCUGCAGCAGCGGAAGCGACAGUAGCGAAGGUGGUUGUGCGGGUGUCGGUGGCGUGGGAAGGGGCCGCCGACAUCCGGUGUCACGAAGUGGUUCGUACCGUGGCCAGCCGCAGGCGUUGUCGCCCAUAUCGGCUGGGGCGCUGUCGCCCAGCCUGCGGUCGCUCGGCAAGCCAAGCUCRCCUUCAGCGGCCGCGAUGGCCAUCGGCUCCGCGAACCACAACUCGAUGUCUGGCAGCGGUGGUAUGUACGCGUCAGCCCAUCACCAGCACCAAGACGCGUCACCGCUCCGGUCGUGGUCGGAUGCCGUGUCCGUCCGGUCAUUGGCGUCCAUCGGAAUGGGCUCGACGGACGGCCGGAAGCUGACCAUCGCUAAGGUGCCCACAUCGCCCGCGGAACUGCUCAACUUGGCCAGCCCUCAAACAUUUAUUGAGAAAGACGACGGUGAUUUUACAGAAUGCAGCAGUUGUUCCAGGUCACUUGCCGAGUCGUUAUCGGAUUUCCGGUCUAGGACAAGAACUCACUAUUGGCGUAAUAAACUCCAAUUCAUUUUAGCAUGCCUGGGCUGUUCGGUGGGCCUAGGCAACAUGUGGAGGUUUCCAUAUCACUGCCACAAAAGUGGCGGAGGUAUAUUUUUGAUACCAUAUUUUUUGGUGAUGAUAUUUUGUGGAAUACCAUUACUAUAUUUAGAAUUGGCUAUUGGACAGUUUACUAAACGAGGACCAAUUAGUGCAAUAUCAAAACUCUGUCCAAUUCUAAAAGGUGUUGGUUUAUCCAGCGUGGUGACGUCGUUUUUCGUAUCCGUCUAUUACAACGUGAUCAUUGCAUACACUCUGUAUUAUUUCUUCUCAGCAAUCCAGGACCAGCCACCGUGGGCGCACUGCAACAACCGGUGGAACACUGACCGCUGUUGGAUAGCAGGCAUUAACACCACUAGGCCUUUGGACGGCCGAAGUCCUGCCGAAGAGUUUUACAACGUGAAAAUGCUGCAGAUYGCAAAGGACCCGAACACAUUGGGCAACGUUCGCUGGGAGUUGGCCGUGUGCAUGUUGGUCGUGUCCACCGUUGUGUACUUCAAGCUGUGGAAAAGCACCGAAUCGUCAGGCCGCGUGCUGCAUCUGACCGCUACUCUGCCGUUCGCCAUGCUAGCCGUACUGCUAGUCCGGUCACUGAUGCUGGACGGCGCUGACAUCGGUAUCGAAUAUUUCUUGUUCAAACUCCGCUGGGAACUGCUUUUGGACUCGAAGGUUUGGGUGAGCGCUGUGGGUCAAAACCUAAGCUCCAUCGGUAUCGCCUUCGGUCUGGUAAUUUCGUUUUCUUCGUACAACCGUUACAACAACAAUAUUAUGGUGGAUACRGUGACCAUAUCGCUCAUUAACGGAGUAUCGAGUUUUGCAGUUGGACUUUUCACGUUCGCCACUUUGGGUAACAUGGCCAAGGAAUACGGAAAGACUGUGGAAGACGUCAUACCGGAUGGACCAGGAAUCGUGUUCAUUCUGUUCACCAAAGUGCUWUCCAGUAUGCCGUACUCCACGUACCUGUCGAUGUUACUGUUCUUCAUGAUGUUUUGUCUGGCCCUGAACAGCGAGUUCGCCAUCGUGGAAGUCAUCGUGACGUCCAUACAGGAUGGAUUUCCACGCGCUGUCAAAAAAUACCUUAUCUGUCACGAACUUUUGGUCUUGGUGGUCUGCUUUGCUUCAUUUCUACUCGGACUUCCACUCGUCACACAGGGUGGUACAUAUUUGUUCCAAAUAAUUGACUAUUAUACUUCUACGUGGUCUGUGAUUUACAUUGCUUUUUUCGAAGUGAUAGCGGUAUCCUGGAUGUACGGUGGUAAUAAAAUAGUAGCAGACAUCGAAAGAAUCACGGGAACAAAACCGUUGUGGUUUUUCAAAUUCAGUUGGUACAUUACUACUCCUCUUUCAUUAAUGUUUGUAUGGGCUUUCAGUUUAACAGACUAUGAACCACCAACCUAUAUGAAUGGCACUCGGAGUUUUCCCACUUGGGUCCACAUGAUAGGGUGGUCCAUGGUUAUGAUCUCAUUGGCAUGCAUACCCAUCAUGUCUGUUUAUACGUUCCUACAUUCCGAAGGGAUGACAUUUUACCAAAAACUGAACAGAUCAAUGAAGCCCAAAUCAAAUGAAUUUGGUGAGAUACCAAUCGCAUCAAAAGAUAAUUUAAAGGAAAUGGCUACUUUAAUAGAAUGCAAAGCACCUCAAAUACCGCCURUUAUUGUCUUUCCAGAAACUAUUAAAAAUAGUAAAAUAUAUAAUAAUUUAUGAUAGUAAUUACCAGCGAGUUUUGUUCACAAUUAUACCCUUAAGUUUUUUCAAAAAUAGCAAUUUUAAUAUAGAUAAAAUUUUAAUAUACUGUCGUAUGUCACUGUAACACACUAUAAACACACAUUCCAUACARCAACUAUAAUAUAAUACACUCAACAGGUAGGUACAACCACAGAAUAUCACAAUACAACUCAUUGUUCCAUAUAUGUAUUAUAUAACACUCAACUUUUACCUACUUUAUUUUUUAUAUCAUUAAACAUAAUAU